Messenger RNA from Anthonomus grandis grandis, 2030 nucleotides. RefSeq names its product potassium/sodium hyperpolarization-activated cyclic nucleotide-gated channel 1-like. The transcript has 8 exons. The coding region runs from base 131 to 1813 and encodes 560 amino acids. NCBI's taxonomy places the organism in Eukaryota, Metazoa, Arthropoda, Insecta, Coleoptera, Curculionidae. The record is from RefSeq and is a predicted model, not a curated record.
ACGGUGACGUUGGCAACCGAAAAAAAAUAACCCGCGCGUCAAUUGUCAAAGGCGCGUUCUUUGACGCCCGAGACGUCACCCCGGCACUUUCCGGCGUUUUCUUUCAUGUUCGCACCGAUUUCCCGGGAAAAUGGACACGAAAGCGACGAUCGUGCAGAGUCCGUUCAGCAAAUACGGACACGACUGCUCCCUGGAAGACCUACCGGACGAGUAUGAGUACAACGGGAUUCCGAAUCGGGGUUUUUUGAAUAAAUUAAGGAGAAUGACCAUCAGGGCAUGCGCGGUUUCCGAGAGCAGCAAAAUGUACACGCACCACCUGCGCAGCUUCGGGGCCAUAGUGAAGGAGCGCAGGCGUCAGGUGGUCAACUACGGGUUUCGCAUUCAUCCCUUCAGUAGGGCGUACCUGGUGUGGUCGUGCAUCAUGGUGUUCGCGAUCGCCUUCGAGAUCUUCUUCACCGCUUUGGAGUUUCUGCUUAGGGGCAUGCCCGAGUGUUUCCUCUACACCAGCCACUGGAUCAUCGGCACCACCGCCACCGACUCGAUAUUCGUCCUCAACGUCCUCCUGCACUUCGGUACCGGGUACUACGACGAACCUCGGCAGGAGGUGGUGCUCGACUUUAAACGAAUCGCCUUGCAGUACCUUAAGACGUACUUUUUCCUGGACCUGUUGGCUUGUCUCCCACUGGUGUUGCCGCCCUAUUUGUGGGAGAUCCUCCCGUUUGCCGCCCAAGUUGCCGUGGACCUCUUGAUCGUGAUGAAGUUCUUUCUGAUCAUUCGGUUUUAUAAGUACUUUAAGUACUGCGCAGAGAUCCUGGACAUCAACUAUUACACCUACAUGGUCACCCUGGUGGUGGUUUUCACCCUCCUUUACUGGCACGUGACCUGCUGCAUGCUGAAAUUCACCAGGGAGCGCAUGGGCACCUCGAAAAAUUCGAUUUUCAUCCGCGCGAAGACCAUCCAGAGUCUGGUCGCGAAGGAGAAGGCGAGCGAGUACCCGGUGCUGUACGUCAUCAUCGGCGCCUUCUACCGUGGCUCCCUCAUCAUUUACAAUUCGAGUUACGGGAAAGUGCUGCCAGCCACUGAAGUGGAGAUUUUGAUCGUUUGGUUCGGUUGGUACGCCUCCAGUUUGUUCUUUAUUUACAUUUUGGCGAUGAUCAUGGAAAUAAUGAAGGGGAAAACGUCGGCCGCACACAAAUACGUGGAAAUGGAGAGGCAGCUUAAGGACUACAUGCGCCACAAGCAACUUCCGAUGCAGAUGCGCAGCCGCAUUCUCAUUUACUACGAGUUCCGCUUCCAGAAAAGUUACUUUAGGGAGAGCGAGAUCCUGGAAACGAUCUCGGAGCAGCUGAGACAGGAAAUCAACAUGCACGCGUGCAGGAAACUCGUGGAAAACGUGAUUUUCUUCCGGAAUUUACCGAUCAACCUGCUCGUGCGCAUCAUCUCCUGUUUGCGGAUCGAGGUCUACUUGGUGAAUGACGUCAUCAUCAAGGCGAACACCCCCGGUACCAGCAUGUACUUCAUAUCCACCGGCACCGUUGCCAUUUACACCAAAUCCGGAAAAGAGAUUUGCCACCUGGAGGACGGCUCGCAUUUCGGCGAGAUCGCUCUGAUCAUCAAGGGGACUCUGCGCACAGCCUCCGUGAUCGCCGUCGAGGUGUCUGAGAUCUACCGACUGGACCAGAAGGACUUCGUCAAGGCCAUCAAUCCGUAUCCAGAUUUGUUGGCGAACAUUCAACACAUCGCAGCCGAACGCAUGGAAGUCGCCUCGAUGCUCGACGAUUACAACAAGAAGGAGCAACAGGCGAAGCGAUAGAUUUUUAGGUUAAAAUGUGAGGAGUUGCUCUUCCUGGAUCUCCAGCGGCGUGAGGUGGAAGAGGAGUGUGAGGUGUAAGGAGGAGCCAGGUCUCCGGAAGUUUAUUAUAGUGAAUAGUCAAGUGGAAUAGUAAGCGUAUAAUGUUUAGAGUAUUUGUUCGGAAUUUAUGUGAUUGUUCCCUAUUUUCUUGUCAUUAAAGAGUUCGUUCGAUAAGGUG